Messenger RNA from Cornus florida, 1423 nucleotides. RefSeq names its product peroxidase 20-like. The transcript has 4 exons. The record is from RefSeq and is a predicted model, not a curated record. Gene Ontology annotation, biological process: response to oxidative stress; hydrogen peroxide catabolic process. NCBI's taxonomy places the organism in Eukaryota, Viridiplantae, Streptophyta, Magnoliopsida, Cornales, Cornaceae. Gene Ontology annotation, molecular function: heme binding; peroxidase activity. Bases 1 to 1017 code for a protein of 338 amino acids.
AUGGCUUUUACAGGAAGAGUAUCAAUCUUCAUUACAGUGCUAGUAGUUUUGAUCUUCCAUGGCGUGAGAAGCUUGAGCUAUGAUGAUGAUGGACUACCUCUGGUUCUGGGUUACUACAAACAAACAUGCCCCUUGCUGGAAAAGAUUGUGCUACGCCAAGUCCAAGUUGCGGUGUUCAGAGAUCCUCGGAUGGCUGCCUCACUCCUUCGCUUGCAUUUUCACGAUUGUUUUGUCACGGGAUGUGAUGCAUCAGUUUUACUGGACAGCUAUGGGGGCAUAGUAAGUGAAAAACAAGCUGGGCCUAAUAUUGACUCUCUAAGAGGAUUUGAGGUGAUUGAUGAGAUCAAGUACAUUUUGGAGGAGGCAUGUCCAUACACUGUUUCAUGUGCUGAUAUUUUAGCCCUUGCUGCUCGUGACGCUGUUGCUUCGAGAGGUGGUCCCAGAUGGAAUGUAUAUUUGGGCAGGAGAGACUCUUUAAAAGCAAGCUUCAAUGGUUCCAACCAAUACAUACCUGCUCCAAAUUCCUCUUUAGAGACUCUCAUUGCCAAUUUUCGACAACAGGGUCUUGACAUCAAAGACUUGGUUGCUUUAUCAGGUAGUCACACAAUGGGAGAGGCAAGAUGCUUAAGCUUCAGGCAAAGAGUCUAUGACCAGAACACUGAAGAACACUUGUACCAUCGCAAGAGAAACACAGAAUUCAGAAGAAUCCUACGGUCCAUAUGUCCGAAAUCAGGGAGAGACAGUGAACUGGCACCGCUUGAUCUAAUGACUCCGGCGAGGUUCGACAACCACUACUUCCACAAUAUUAUUCGAGGAGAAGGAUUGUUAAUAUCCGAUAAUGUGUUGGUCAAUGAAGAUUUUGAAGGGGAGAUAAAAAAAUAUGUGUGGACUUAUGCCUUUAAUCAAGAACUUUUCUUUGCUGCAUUUGUGGAUUCAAUGGUCAAGAUGGGGAACAUCAAUGUACUCACUGGAGAAGAGGGAGAGAUCAGGAGAGAUUGCAGGUUUGUAAACACCUAGGCAGUGAACUAGAAGAACUAUUUAUAUGCAUUUCAAAAUGUUGUACUUGGACUAGCAAAUUAACCUUUUUUACAAGUUACAAGCUAGUAUGUAAAUAAACUUUUUUAGACUUACUAACUUUACUUUGUCAAACCGGACGGGGACGGGGAUGGCGCCAAGGGCGGAUCCAGUCUUUUUGAAUGAGGUAGGCUAAUUUUGGAUUGGCUAACUUUGGAUUGGAUUACCAUUACUAUUUUUUAUUUAUUUAUUUAUUUUUAUUUUUAUUUUUAUUUUUUUUGGACUGGGCUUAAAGUAGUAUGGUAAAAAAAAAUUUUUUUUUUUUUGGGGUGAGCUGAAGCCCUGCUUCGCCCACCCUUGGAUCCGCCCUUGAUAGCGCCGUUGUCAUUCUGAAUGCCUAGGAACCUAA